UGAGGUGAGUUAGGUACACGUCAGACUGAGGCAGCAGCAGCGGCAGCGGCAGCAGUGGUAGUAGUGUCAGCAGGGUAGCAGGGUGUUACUGCACUCCCUCCUCACUACACCUCACUCGCUACACCUUUGUGUCAUCACUACACUGAUGUACACCAUGUUAGGGUGGUGUGUGGCACUGUGCCUGGCAGUGAUGACUGUGGCACAGCAGAGAGUAGCACCCGGGGUACCACAGGGACAGUACCAGCAGGCAGGUACUCAGCAGCAGCAGCAGCAGCCACGACCUCCAGCACCACAGCAGCAGCAGCAGCAGGGUGUACCUCAACAGCAAUAUCGGCAAGCUCCAGGCGUUCCUCCACCGCAACAGCAGCAGCAACAUUAUCAACAACCACAGUAUCAACAGCCACCACAGCAGCAGCAAUUUCAACAACCAGUUCAACAACAGCAGUAUCAACCUCCUCCACAGCAGCCACCACAGCAGCAGCAGUACCAGCAACCACAGCAGGUUGGCGGAGGUCAUCAGCAUCACAACCAGAGAGUCCUGCACAACCCCAAUUUAGCAAGGAGCGUGACCAUCUCAAAGAUCAUCUCGAGGUUCCGAUUGAUACAUCAGGAAUGUCUGAACAGGAAUUGCAGUUUCAUUACUUCAAAAUGCAUGAUGCAGAUAACAACAAUAAGCUUGAUGGGCAGGAACUUAUCAAAUCUUCUCUUCAUUGGCAUGAUGCAGCCAACCAUGAUGCUGGAAAGACUGGCCAUCCUCCACCUGAACCAAAGCUCUUUACUGAUGACGAGCUGGUAAAUAUGAUAGAUCCAAUUUUACUUCAGGAUGAUAAGAAUAAAGAUGGAUUUAUUGAUUAUCCAGAAUUUGUUCAGGCUCAGCGUAAAUGCUGCAGCAGCAGCAAGUGCUAAUGCUGUUUUAGAGAUUCUCAUUAAGUUAUAAUUUAUAAGUGAUAAGGUCAUUUUCUUCAGUGAAAGAUUGCUACCAUAGUAAUAUAGAAAAAGUAUAACUCCCUAAUGCUUGUGAAAAUAUCUUAGUCAAAGGCUGUGAUUUCACAUUAGUUGUGACAUGGGAUAAGGUAGUUUUCCUAAAAGGAUACAGAGUUUUAGUAUUAAAUAAUUGUAUAGCAAGUACAACCUAUCCUCACUUAAGAGUUCCAUUCCUGAGACCACGUCAUUAAAUGAAUUUGUCACUAAGUGAGGAGCCUACUAUAAUGGUAGAGUUUUGUUUAGCCAUCUUUGAUAUUGUUUAAUGUCACCUUUGCACCGUUUUAUAACAUUUCUGGUAUAUUUUUAAAUGUUUGUACAGUAGUGUACUGUAUAUUGAAAUAAACAGAAUAGAGGAAAUCAGCUGUAAUAUACAUUAUUUAGGUAUGAAUACUGGUCAAAGAUCCCAUCAUAAGUCCGAGGCGUCGGUAAACAAGUACGUCUAAGUGAGGAGAGGCUGUAUUAGGGUUAUAUUUGCCAUAGUUUUUUUAAUUCUUAUUGUAUUUGCUGUAUUGUUUUAUAGUUGGUGUUAAAUUAUUGGCAUAUUUUUUGAGGGGGAGGGGAAGUUUGCUAAAUUUCACCCUUUUUAAAUCGAUUAUGUUUCUUGUAAAAGUCAAUUCUCUGAAUUAUGAACUUUACAUUAGUGAAAAAAAAUACUAAUCGGUUUAAAGAUAGUGGCUGUAGAACUGAUUCAUAUAAAAAAAUUUUAAUUUUCAGGGUUAAUUCUUUCAUUGAUUUUCUAUUGUUCUCAUCCUUUGAUUCAUUAGAUCCCCACAUAGUUUCACACGUGAUCUUUAACAAGUCUGAUUAUAUAUCAAAACCAAGUGCUAAACCCACAAGUCAUAGAGCACUGCUGAUAUUUUUAAUUAUUAUUACAGCCGAUCUAACAAAAGUUUGUAUGUACCAGUGGUGAAAAAUCAGUAUAAAAGAAAUUGCAUAGGGAAUGUCAGUUGGCCCAAGAGAUUUUUUUUUUUUUAAAUAAGUGUGAUAAUUUAUAAUCAUUUACUAGUGUGGCAAGGUGGUUCUUGCAUUUUUGAUUUUUUUUUUUUUCCUGUCAUUGAACAUCUGCAUUUAUUUAUUACUGGUACAUAAGUAAUUUUUGUCAUUUUGAAAGUCUGUCAUGUGUAUUGUAAAAAGUGCUAAACCUACAAGGGUCAUACAGCACAGGUCCCAUGUAAAUUAAAUUCUAAUGUUAUGCAAGACAUUUAAGGC
This is a messenger RNA of Cherax quadricarinatus, 2193 nucleotides long. The record is from RefSeq and is a predicted model, not a curated record. Lineage: Eukaryota; Metazoa; Arthropoda; Malacostraca; Decapoda; Parastacidae.